AUUCCUUUUACUAUUAUUGUAGUACAUGUUGACAGCAAAUAUGGCGGAAAAGAGUGACGGUAGUGAUAAAAAUAGUGAAAUAUUCACAAUUAGCGAGUUUACAGAGUGUUUUGAUCUUCCAAAAUGGGUUGAAGUUGUUGGGGGCAAGGAUGUUGGCCCCACGGACAAUGGAUCGUGCAAUAUUAAAAAAGGAAUGAUAUUAAUUUUACGGACAUUAGCUGUUGACAAAGUAACUUUAUCGUUUACUGAUUCGGAUACUGGAGUCAAACGGAUAGUUCAAGUUUCGCCGGACACUCAAGUGAAGUUUAAAGUGCUCUUACCGAAUCCGGAUUUCAAAGCGCCACAAAAACCUAGAACUGUAUACGAGAGAGUGUCAGAUCUUCUGACUGUUUGUCCGACAUAUUUUAAAGCUAAUGUAUUCUACGAUGACCCAUAUUUACCAGCUAUUGUCAAAUCAGGUGAAGUGUUCAGAUUUAUACGUCAGAUAAAGCAUGAAUCUGACCGACGGACAUAUCUUCAAUGCGAGGAUGCCGACGGCAAUAUCAUAGAAUUACCGUGUGAAUGUCGCGGUGACUUUACAGCCGUCGAAGACGAUAAAUCGUACAGUUUGAAAGAAGUCCUCGAACUUGGUCCAGUGGAUCGGAAGUUAAUAUUGUCACGUGACCAUAUCAAAAUGGAUCUAGUCGAAGAGGCGGGAAACGAAGAAAAUUUAUAUUGUAAUCUUUCUCAUUCAGAUGGAACAGACGUUUUGCAAAGGAUUAUGGGGCUGCCCCUGUCCUACAGUGGUCUUUUAACUUAUCAUAAACCAAAAAUGUUUCUGGCAGCUUCACCUAGCGACAAUCUUCAAGAGGUUUGGAAGAUACCGCUCUCUGUUGAUAUUCAGGUUAAAGAGUUCACUGAAGAUCAAUAUGAAAGACCCACUAUUGCAUGUACAGAAUCAUCUAGUCAAACCCCUGCCUUCAAACUUUACAAACUUAGUGAACUCCUAGACACAUAUCAUGAGGAUUUCCCGGUGCUUGCAACAUUGGUGCAUUAUAAGGAUAUGCCUGUAGAUUUUAAACAUUGUUUAGAACCAGGAUGUGAUGUAAUUAUCCAUGACAUUGAACGUUUUGACAGAAUUUUAGCAAAGUCAGGUGAAAUGCAGUUCUCUAUAGCAAGAAAUAUGGAAGGAAGAUUUAGAAAAACGUUAAAGAAAUUUGAAUCGUUGGAAGAUUUAAAAGCAGCUCAUCCAAAUCCUCUAAGUGACCAUCUUUAUGUUAAAGUUCUUCAAGAAAUUGCUUCCGAUUUCCCAGUUGCUUUUUCAUUACAAACGGGGGAUGUAUUGAGAUUUAAAAGUUUGCAAACAAAACUGCUCAAAAUGAAAUCUAAAAAGUUUGGUCCAUUUCAGGUUAUUAAUUGUGAGAAAAGUAAAGAAUCAGGUUCAUUCGAAAAAAUACAAUUACCUGUAGAUUUAGAAGUGUGUUUGCACGAGAUGCCAUCGAGGACCAAAGCAGAGGGAUUCACUGCGGAAGAGGUCUUCCGGUAUAAACCUGAACUUCCGCUAAAUGUAGAUUUUCUUGCAGACGAUAAAAGUUUAUGGAGUUGUUUGCCAAUAAGUUCAGAAAUCUCUUUGACUAAUUUUGUAACAGAGGCUAUUGCAAUAAUUUCUCCUGUGCCAAAAUAUGACCACACAGAAGACUCUCGUAAAUAUAUUGACAAUCGUAUAAGGGAUUGUUUGCUGGUCCCCACGCGUCAUCAUAUGAUGCUAACAGUUAAAGACUGUCUUGGUUUCCCGCCUGGAUACUUUAUGUUUCCUGACAAAAGUGUUUUCAUUCACUGCCCAGUAGAAAAAAUCAGUAAACAGUCUUACGAGGAACUGAUUAGACAUAAUGACAUGGCGUACGAAGAUUAUGAGCCAGAAUCUCCGGUCAGUGCCGGAAGUGGAAUACUCCUGCCUUCAAGAUCAAAAUCAAAAGAUUCGAAAGAGUCAGAAACCGUGAACAAGCGCCUGUCUAAGUCAUUGACCAAUAUGUUUAAAAACAAGCCGAAUAUAUUGAAUAAAUUAAAAGGACGUAAAUCAUCGGCUGACACUUCCGGAAAACCCGUGACGUUAGCAGUGCAGAACGACACAUACCAGGCGGGUUCCAUGCAUAGCAGCGAGUCAUUUGAAGAGGACAAUAUCUAUGAGUCAGUAAACGUCAAAGGGAAACACUCUAAAAGCUAGCGCAUGUCAACACUCCGCUAGGAACACAACAUAUCAACAUUCUGUAGACGACGCUAAAAAAUCUGUUUUAAAGAGAACGAUGUUAUUGGUUGAUCUGUUAUUUUCUGGUUUUGUUACACUCCACAGGGUCACUGUUGAUAACAUUUGGUCGAUUAUAAAGAGGACUGCAUUACUUAACUGGGCAUUAUUCCAGUCCGAUUUUUUUUUUUUUGGGGGGGGGGUGUUUCUUCCAGGGUGCUUUGAUAAUGUACUAGGUUUUCUUGGUUGUUUUUAGGGUCUUUUACUUAAGUUCUGUAAAAGUUGACCCAAAUACACUUUCAAAGCACCGCGACAGCCCUCUCCCCCAUUCCAGCAGUCACGAGCGAUCACCUGAGUAGGACCAAUAACCUUCUGUUAGUUAGCUGGACAUUUUUUCUCACAUGAAAUGUACUAAACCACUGACAGAAACAGUAUUAGGGACCUCUGUCACGUGACCAAUGAAAAGGUAUUAAACUUCAAAUUAAGCGGACUUUGGCAGAUAUAGAGUGCAAGCAAAUAUGGACAAAUACAUUUUAUGAAUAUACAUGUAAUACUUCUUUAUUAGACGGAAGAAAAUACUAGGCCAUUAUGAAUUAACGAUCACUUUUUUGAUUAUUAUUUCAUAUAUCAACCCUACCCAUUUGAGAUUAUUCAUUACACUAAUCAAACUUUGAUCUAUACAAGGUUGUAAUUAAAACAUGAGAAUGCAUAUUAUGAUCGUGGUGCUGUCGCAACUUUCCGGCCCUUUCCGUCGGAAUUCGGACGACAUUUCGGAAUUCGGACGACAAAAUUAUCAAUUCGCUUUCUGCAGUAUUGUAACAAUGAUUUGAUUCUAUAAACGGUUGCUUCAACUUUGAUUUUAUUACAAAAUUGUAUUAACACGAGUUUUAGGAAACAUUUGAAAAUAUUUAAAGAUUUUUCAAUAAUAAGAUUUAACAAUAAUUUUCUGUUCUCUAUCUCGAAAGCAGCAUUCGCUCCAGAUUAAUUUAGUCAACAUUCUUAAUACUUA
Ruditapes philippinarum (Manila clam) is the source of this 3230-nucleotide messenger RNA. RefSeq lists its product as uncharacterized. The coding region runs from base 26 to 2203 and encodes 725 amino acids. The transcript has 4 exons. The record is from RefSeq and is a predicted model, not a curated record. Gene Ontology annotation, biological process: T cell receptor signaling pathway. NCBI's taxonomy places the organism in Eukaryota, Metazoa, Mollusca, Bivalvia, Venerida, Veneridae.